UCACAAAACGCACAACAAAUUGAAAAGCACAAAAACAAAUUGAAAAGCGCAACAACAAAACCCAAACCGGAAGAGGUAGGUACCAAUGCUGCAACAACAGGCAUCACUGAUUGGAUGAUGGAUCCGGUAACCUUUUGAACCGGAAGUUGUUCUGCUGAACGUGGUUAUGAGAAAGAGCAGUCAACAUGUUUUGUCCAAGUUGUGGAAAGAAGUUGGUAGAGCAGUCACCAAACUUUUGCAGCGGCUGUGGCAAAAGACUUCAAGACUCUAUCACAGACCCUCUACAACCAUCCAGUAAGUUAAAAUCAAAUUCAAAGGCUUCUGUUGCUCAUGGACACAUGAGCUUACUGACGCUAGCACUUUUGUCGCUAGCACUUUUGUCGCUAAUAGCUGUUAAUUGAAAGGUUUUAGGUAACGCAAUUAUUGUAUUAGUAAUGGAAUAAUUUAACUAACUACAGUUUCCAUCGUUUUUUUACGCUGUUACCAAUACAGAAUGUUAAAUGAUGUGCAUUACUACGAAUUGACGGUGUUCCGUCAGAUAGUGUUUCACCGUCACGAUCUUUUUCUCCUGCUUCUCCGCGUUGCUCACGCGGCACAAAUCGCGCGUCCUCGCCAAAAUUCCUGUUUUCGCGCAGCAUUUCGCCACUAUUACCUCUGCUACGGUCCUCAGUCCUCAAUCCAAAAUAAGGGGUGGUGGAUCGAUAGUAUUGUGUACAUGACGACAGGCAGACAGAUUUAACAAUAAAAAAAAUUAUAAUGAUGCCAAGCAUUAAAAAAACCCAACAUUUUGUAUAAUACAAUAAUCUGUUUAUUUCUUUGCAAAAAAGGGGAAAAUAAAGUGGAGUUAAAAGUAGCACCGAUGUUCAUUCACACGAGAAAAUAUUAAAGUAUAAUUAAGAAACGUGUUAAUAUUGGGGGAGGGGCAAAGCACUGUGCAGUUAAUCAAAAUAAAAUGGCAUGAUCUGAUUACAAUGUACAAAUUACUAGAGAGAAACAUUCUCUCUAUAAUAUUCUGGGGAAACACUGGCUCCUUGAUAGGUGUCUUAACACCUGUCACAUACUGUUCCCCCUGUAAUAAUCAGGGGAAACGCUAUAUGACAUGUGUUUUAACACCCGUCACAUAGGGGAAACAGAUCGUGAAGGGGAAACACAAUCUGACGGAACAACUGAAUAAAUUGCCACUCCGCAAGUGCUAAGUAGGCUAGCUAUUUAAGAGUAUUUCAGUCUGCAACUCAGUAACAUUUUUGUGAAACCACUAAUUAUAUGUAAAAUAACGUUCGCAGCACUGAUAAUCACCACUGCGUGUUUGUAGAUUGAAACUCACAAGUAGGCAUUUAUAUUAUAUUGUAUUAUUUCGGAUUUAAUCAAGCCCGCUCAUUAGGCUAAAUGAGCCAGGUAAAUUAAAAUCCCUUUUCCCACUAUAUCCGUAACUCAAUAGUGUAUCACCUAGAGAUGUUACUAGCAUCCUCGGGAGCUAUUUUUAUCAAUGAAAAUUAUUCAGUGUUGUCUCAAUCAGCAUACUGUGUGAAAUAUUACAUUUUGCCUGUGUGUACAGUAUGUGUAUUUAACAUUUUCUUUUGUUUCCCUUUAGCAUCGCAGACAAGCCCAACCUGCCCGACUCCAACUUACAGCACCUUUAUGGAGUACAGGAAAAAGAAAAAUGAGGAGAGGCAAAAAUUUUCUUGUGGUAAAAUGGGAUUAAAGAAGACUGCAAAAACAAAAGUUCAGAUAAAUAUUGGCUUGAUGUCCAAGAAGAAAGAUGGUUUGAGGCCACAUCGUGGAAAAAGUAUUGCUCUAAGAAUUGACCCUGACAGCUCUGCCACAAGUCUCCUCAGUGAAGCUGUUAAAAAAAUGAGGGACUUUAACAAAGACUUGAGUGAUGGACCAUUCCUCCUCUUGUAUCCUGAUGCCACAGAGGUGAUUAAUAUCCCUGGGACCAAUAGUCCAUUUACUCUUGGGGCUUAUAAGGCUGAAAUUGGCAAGCCUUAUCAAAGGAUUACGCUUUUCAUCUGUAUAAAAAGCGACUUUGAAGAAGCUGCUGAAAUGUCUGACUCUGACUCAGAGGUUGUUGUUAGACGUCCCACUGAGUUUGAGCUCGCUGAUACACUUCCAUGGGAACCACAGGAUGAAAGCAGUCCUUUACCAAAAGUUGCAGAAAAUGAAAAUUGUGCUGGGGAUUGUGUUCAAACGAAUGAAGCACUAGAGGUUAUAGAUCUGGAUGAACCAGGCAGCAGUAGUGAAUGUGUCGCUGUUAAGAACUCAUGCUACAGAAACUACACAGAGUUGUUUGAACCAAUUGUGAUUGAGGAUGAGGAUGUUGCACCUUGUAAAACCAAAGAUCUGCCCCCGGAAGAACCUGAAGACACAGAUGUGCAGGCACAUGAAAUUAUUGCUGAUUUGGCGCUGGCAAUUGACCACAAGAAAGUCAGUAGAUUCAAUAUAUCGAGGUCGGAUGUAUGGGAUGGAGCUGUUCGAGGAUUUCGACGGAGCACGUACUCUGACAACAACGACUUGUUUAUCAAGUUUAAUGAUGAUGCUGGCUGCUUUGAAGAAGGUUUGGAUAUGGGUGGUCCAAGACGUGAAUUCCUGACGCUUCUUAUGAGCCACCUGAGAAAUCGCCCCAUUUUUGAUGGACCUCCAGAUCGUCGUUAUCUUGUAUAUAACUCAAGAGCUGCCAUGGAAGAUGAGUAUUUCUUAGCAGGCAAGAUGAUAGCUGUAUCUAUUGUAAAUGGAGGACCAGCACCACAUUUCCUCUCAAAGAACCUGGUCAACCGCAUGAUAGGAGAUCCAUCUUUCAGCGCCACAAUAGAAGAUGUGAAAGAUGAGGAGAUAGGGAAAGUACUGCACCAGGUCCUAGAAGCAGAAUCCGAUGAAGUUUUGCAAAAUUUAAUUUUGCAAAACAGUACUAUCUUCCAAACUGCUGGAUGCCUCAGAAGUGUGAAGACUUGUGAAAAGCAAGGUUUCGUGGAGGAGUAUCUCAAAUGGUACAUCAUUGAGAAAAAUGAAAGUGCCAUUCAAAGAUUUAAAGAUGGACUGGACAGUCUUCAUUUUUUCACUGCAGUCCAGCAGUAUCCAAGUGUUCUGGCACCAUUGUUAUACAUGACUUACAAGACCCUGACUGCAUCAGAUAUGGAGAAUAUAUUCAGACCAAGUCUCAGCCCAGCAGGAAGCAACAGGCAGCAGAAGGAAGCGCUAACACUUGGCUUUUGGGCAGAUUAUCUGCUUGAUUGUGAAGAGAAAGUGACAGCUGUGUCACUGGAAGAAUUAUUAAUGUUUGCAACAGGUUUGACUGCACUUCCACCAGCUGGGAUGAUACCACCUCCAUGCCUCGAGUUUUCGAGUGAUUCACCUUUUCCUGUUGCCAACACCUGUGCAAAUGCACUGAAGCUACCAGUCUCUGAAUCAUACAGAGUCUUUAAGGCAAAUAUGGACUUUGGAAUACAAAAUUCCCCUGGAUUUGGAAAUUUUUAAAUCACAUGUCUUAAGUGUCAUGACAGUUAUUAAUGUUCAUUGUGUGAGUUAAAGAAAUUGUUACAGAAGAUUUCAUUCACUCGGUAUCUCAGGGAUUUUUUUAUUAUUUGUUUGAGAGGUCACCCAUUAGUUAAACUCUGCUGCUCUUGGCACAUUUGAAAGUUUAAAUUGUGGUUCAACAUUGAGUGUUUUAAUUCUAAUCAGUUGCUGUAUAUCAAAUGAUGUUAACAAUAUAGGUUUCACUUUAGCAAGAGGAACAUACACUAAAAACAGGAGUUCAGUAGUUAGUGUCUAAAAUCCAGCUACAUUCUUCAGGGCUAGAUACAGUUCUGUGGCUGACUCCCAGUCUUGUGGCUGCUCCAGUCUGUUUUGUUGUACAGUGUGGUGUAGAUAUUCCUCAAUGUUUGAGUCACCACACAAUUCAAUAGCUUGCCUCCCCUCGGGAAAUACAUCCAGUUCUCUCUCCUCAACAGCAAAUCCACAGUCCCUUGAACCAUAUCUGCAAAAGGGAAAUUGAAUUAAGGUUUUUUUAUGGUUUAAAAUGCCAAAUUCAUUUGUUUACAAUAUAUAACUGUAUGGUAGCAUUGACUGUUCAUAAAAAAUAUAAUGCUAUCAUAAUUAGUUGUGUAAUUAAAACUGCGUUCCAGCAAAAUUGUUGGAGAGCAAUUUAAUAUUCAACAUAACAUUUUAUUUUUGAAAAAGUGUAGAUUGGAAAACUGAAGGUUACGGUUAUUUAAUUUUGUAGGACAAAGCAAUAAAUAAAUGUAGCUGUUUUUUGCUACAAAGUGUAGAAAUCUGACAGUUUUCUUCCUUUUACCUGAAACUGCAAAGUUCAUUAAAAUUUUUAAUGUGCUGCAA
Molecule: messenger RNA, 4329 nt
Organism: Oreochromis niloticus (Nile tilapia)
Lineage: Eukaryota; Metazoa; Chordata; Actinopteri; Cichliformes; Cichlidae
Product: G2/M phase-specific E3 ubiquitin-protein ligase-like
Exons: 12
Coding region: 1453-3471 (672 amino acids)
Biological process (GO): protein polyubiquitination; Golgi organization; ubiquitin-dependent protein catabolic process
Cellular component (GO): nucleus; cytoplasm; Golgi membrane
Molecular function (GO): ubiquitin protein ligase activity
Source: RefSeq, a predicted model, not a curated record